Molecule: messenger RNA, 3090 nt
Organism: Mauremys reevesii (Reeves's turtle)
Lineage: Eukaryota; Metazoa; Chordata; Testudines; Geoemydidae
Gene: CEP15
Product: chromosome 7 C3orf14 homolog
Exons: 5
Coding region: 489-884 (131 amino acids)
Source: RefSeq, a predicted model, not a curated record
AGGGGUGACUCCCAUUUAUCCCACUAUCUGAAUCCCUUGUCACCUAUGAGCUCACGUGGGGGGGGGGUGUCAGAUAAUACAGGGGCCUGAAUAACAGAGACGAGGACACACACACACAGGCCAAACUUGAGAGGUGGAGGACAAGCCCUUGGUGUGUGGCUGCUGAACGGCGCUUUCCCUCCGAGUUGUCAGAAUAAAAUCCACGUUGCCCAUGCUGUGUGGAUAAUUGGCAGUAUACUGUGUGAAUGAACAUUUUGGGGAGGGGGAUUGCUUGAAUCCUAAUCCAGCUGGUUGAGACCCUUGAUAUUUUUAUUUCCCCAGAUAGCUGCUGCGGACAGUUGUGUUCAUCACUUUAUGUAUACCUAGUGGCUUUCAUUCUGCUGGAUACCAAAGCACUUUAGCAUAAUGCAGACUCCUUUGAGGUGGAGCUUGUUAAACAACUGACCACAGAAUAGGAGUAAAGUUGGCAGUUACUUAAGGAAUCAAAGAUGGCAUCCUACUUAGCACAAGAAGUUCAGCUUGCUAGAAGACAUGACAAGAUACUGUCUCAGAGAUUGGUAUUGCUACAGCAGAUGGAGAAUCAUCUAGGAGACAAAAAGACUGAAAAGACAUCGCAAACACAAGCAGCUGAUGCAGCUUAUAAAAGAAAUGCAGCACUUUUAAAUGAUAUAGAAGCAGCAGAGAAGAGGCUGCAAGCAAGAGUACAUCUACAGCCACAUCCUGAUAUUGUUAAGCUUGAAACUCUCUAUUGGGCAUCAGUAGAAGAAUCUAUUCCUAAGUGGGAGCAGUUUCUUUUAGGAAGAGCACAAAUGCCUGUUGGUUUUAAGAAAAAGAAAUCUACAAAGUAUAACAUAAGUCACCCAGAAGGAGCUGCACAAAGAUAAAGAGAAAACAAAACAGAGACUACCAUUUGACUUCAAUGGGCAAAAUAAUCCUAUCCAGACAACAGUGUGUCAGGCCACUAAAUUUCAAUUUCAGUGUAUGUAUAUGAAAAUUAAUCAUGUUUGAUGGGUUUUUUCCAGUUGUAUCUGUGUGGAAGAGUUCAGCUAAACUGUAGUCUGCCAGCUCAAGGAGGCUCAGAAUAACAUUUCUCCUGGUGGGAGGAACAAUCCUUUUUUGAAAAUGACUUUAUAAGAUCAGAAAUUAAAGACACUGGUAUAUGGAAGCCCACCAGUACAAUUGCCUCUUUAAGAUGACAAGAGUUUUAGGUUACAUAUAAUCCUUCACUUUUGUAUUUUUAAGAAUGUUGUGUAUAAAUCUACCUUUUAUUUUCUUGAACCUCCUUGGCCACAGGGGGCAUUUACUCUGGAAAGGGCAGGCAAUUUACACCAGGCUGUGGGGGAAGCUUUAGUUUAUGGCUGGGAUCCUCUAUAUGAGCGCAGUGGUAAAGGGCACAUAUUUAGUUUGUAUGUCCCCUGUUUUCUCUGAUUAUGUCAGUGACACUGAUUUUUUUGGAGGGGCGGGGAAAGGGCUGUGUUGGUCUCACCCAUAAGCAAUUGCAAUUUCUGUUCCAUUAACCACUGCUGCACCCUCAUUCCCUGGCUAACUUCCCAUAUUAGGUUCUGUGCCUGGUUUGCGAAAGCAGAUGCCAAUGUGAAUUUGGGUUGAAUCCAGCCAUGAAGUUCAUUUUACAGACAUUGAAGUAACAAACAUCAGUAUUAUAUUUUGGCCAUGUUUCCUAUGUAGUUUUAAGCCAUUGCUUUGUGUCGCUUUCAUUUUGUUAAUGUAAUCCAGAGACAUAAUUUAUGGAUAAGGCCAAGGGAGGUGGGGAAGAACCAGACAGAAAGCCAGCCCAGCUGAGCACCCAAAGAUCACAGAUACUGGAAUAAGAAGGUGAAGAGCUUGCUUUCUAUCUCAGAUCAAGGACAGUUACUCAGCCUCUGGCUACAAGCAUGGAAGGCCAGCUAGUGGUUUUUUGCUUGCACAUUGUUAAUUAUUUGUAUUCUCUAAGUGCCUAGGAGCCUUUGUCAUGGACCAGGACCCCACUGUGCUAGGUGCUGUACAAACAACAAAAAGACAGUCCCUGCCCCAGAUAGCUUACAGUCUGAGGCCAACCCCUUGGUAAAUUAGUGUGCCUGGGAGCCACCGUCCAUUGCUUUCUAGUGUUUGCAUAUAUUGAAGACCCAAUUUAGAGAGAAAUCCUUUCAAGUAAAUGACUUAGAGGUCUUUGUGCUUUUUCACUCUUCCAUAGCAAGGAAGGAUGGUGGACUUUGGGGUUGGGGGGAGCGGGUUCCUCCAGAUUUGGGACUCGAGUCAAGAAGAUCAAUAGAAACCAAUUUCAAUAAAGGGUGGUUACUACUUCCAUAGUGCAAGAAGAAUUCAUGUACGUGGUUAUAUGAAAUUGAGCUAUGCAAACCACUCCAGUCAGCUAUAGGCUAACCGAAUUAAUUACCAGGAACUAUUAGGAAUGAUGAGGCCUCACCCCCUUAUUUGCUGUUAGGGGGUUUGUCCGGUGUCUGUGUCUGGCGGUAACCUUGUCCCUAUAUCUGAUUUUUGUGUUAUGGAUGGAUGAUCUAACAGCACCUUUCUUAUACUCCCUGACCAACCUCUACACAAGUAUCACAGCUCUUUACACUGCUCCAUAAGGAAGGUUCAACUUCCGAAUUGUGCACCUAGAGCAUUAUGUGAAUUUAAUUAAUCAAAUAGGAUUUAAUUAUCCAGUGCUGACUGGCUAUUAGUGAGGAAUUCAUUGCCCCUCAGAAUAGGGAGCAGCCUCUCCAGCUGGAGACCACAGGAAGUCUGAACAGUUUGCAAGGGCCAACACCUGCAGAAGCUAUUUUCUGCUAGAUCAGGCCCUUAGUUUGCUGAAGUUAAAUCACUCAAAGAUGCACCAAACCCCCCCCCCCCCCAGCUUCACUUUAAAAUGAUUUUACAUGUUCAAAGUUUAUAUGAAACUUUUUCUAUUUAAGUGUCCAUUAAACUGAUAAGUUUUUACAGAAACUGCCAUGUUAGAAAUAUCCUGUUGAGUGGGUGUUGGUGUUUGUAACAAUAACGUUGUUUUCAUAAUAUGUGAUGGCAGAUUAGCACGCUUCUCUGCAGUGUUGUUAACAGUUGUAAUUAAGGAAUAAACAGUAAAGGGUGUCAGUCCGA